Notodromas monacha is the source of this 474-nucleotide messenger RNA. NCBI's taxonomy places the organism in Eukaryota, Metazoa, Arthropoda, Ostracoda, Podocopida, Cyprididae. The record is from the annotation of a GenBank genome assembly.
UAUUUUUUUUUUUUUGGCUGACAGAUGACGAGGUAUAAAUUUUUUUUCACUCUUGCCGUGUUGGCCUGUGUCGGUCAUAUUUCUGUGGAAUCAGCGAAGAAAACAUAUCCACUCAGGGACUUGUCAGUGGAUGAAUUGAAAGCAUACGAAGACACCUAUUCUGAAAACUACAAGAGUGAAGUCAACAAACAAGCAGAAGCUGAAUGGGCUUUCCAGACGAACAUCACAGACUACAAUUCAGAAGUUCAGGUGAAUUCUUCAUUGGAACUGUCAGCAUGGCUGAAACAAGAAUGGGUGUCCAACAUCAGCCAGUUCAAUUUGUCCAUCUUGGAUGUUCCUGAACAUGCUGAUUUGAGGCGCUGGUAUGCAAGCGUUGAGGACAGUGCUGUUGGGGGACCAGAACUGGGGCCCAGGGACAUCAUGUCCCAAGACCUGAAUUCUGGUCAUACUUUCCUAUGUGCAUCCAUUCUCUGA